Magallana angulata is the source of this 2298-nucleotide messenger RNA. RefSeq lists its product as uncharacterized. The transcript has 13 exons. The coding region runs from base 1 to 2298 and encodes 765 amino acids. Lineage: Eukaryota; Metazoa; Mollusca; Bivalvia; Ostreida; Ostreidae. The record is from RefSeq and is a predicted model, not a curated record.
AUGAGAGAGUGCAAAAUUGUGAGAGCCGGCAUUCUUAUCAAAACUAUGAUGCCUUUAACUUGUGUCUUGCUUACUCUGGUUGUAUUUAUGCCAAGUCUGAUGACGGGAUAUAACCUAGCGUAUAAAAAACCGACUUGGCAGACACUUGACAAGUAUUCGUCGGACAAGGCAGUGGAGGGACUGUAUACUAAUCUAUCAGCAAUUGGAAACCAGUGCGCCGUAUCUUUUGCCUCGUCUGAAGUCACGUGGUUAGUUGAUUUAGAGACAAUAAACAGUAUCAGUAAGAUUGUAUUGUACCACGUGACAGAGGGAUCUACAUUUGCUGACAGCGUCUAUGCAAGCAGAUUUCUCGGUUUCUCCGUAUAUGUAUCAAACUCAACCAACAAGAAAGAUGGAGUCCUGUGUUAUCACGACACCAACUACACGGUAUCAACCAUUACGUCUAGGAUAGCCAUUGAGUGUAUUUCCCAAGGCCGCUAUGUGAUAUUCUACAACACAAGAGAAGGGAACUUGUCAUUGAAAAUUGGCUAUUCUGAUAAAGUGGAGAUUAGUUUAUGUGAAGUUGAAGUAUAUGGAUGUCCUUUGGGAUUCUAUGGCGGGGAUUGCUUAAAGACUUGCCCAGUUAAUUGUCACCAUUGUAACUACGAAUCUGGAAAAUGUCUCGGAGGCUGUCGCCGUUGUUUUUCCGGACACUUUUGUAAUUCUUAUGAACGAAUUAAUUUGGCAUUACAUCGUCCGACUUUUCAACUACAUACACUGUUUGACGGACAACCAAGUUCCAGACUCGUUGAUGGUAAAAAGAGUGAUCUGAGUAUAUACAACGGUCAAUGCACCUCUACUAAAAACGGCCAAACGUUUGUAAUGUGGAGGGUGGAUUUAGAAAAACUUCGUCGCAUUGAACGUAUUGUUGUUUACUCCAGAACGGAUAACAGAAUAUGGGAUGGAGAUAACCAAUUUUCAAAAAGAUUACUAGGAUUUUCAGUCAUUGUUUCGAACACCACUAACCACAAAGAUGGCGUCAUUUGUUUUCACGACCAAAUAUACAACAAGAAUACAAUACCAUCGGUGGUGGAUAUUCUCUGUUCCGUCGUUGGACGCUAUGUUAUAUAUUACAAUGAGAGACUACCAGGAGUCACAUACUAUGCAGAACAUAGUCAAUAUGCUUUUGCUGACCUCUGCGAAGUAGAAGUUUACGGUUGUCCUUUAGUCCAGAGUAGGUUUCAAGACGAGGCCUGCAGACUCAUGUGUCUCGAAAUGUGUAGGAAGGAUCUAGAAAAUCUCAGUUACAAGAAAAGAACUUGGCAGUCUGCGACAUAUUCCUCUUCGGGAACAAGCGAUAAAGCAGUUGAUGGACGAUAUACGUCACGCCAUUACUCAAGUGGACAGUGUGCUAUAUCAAAACCAUCAACACAAAUAACAUGGUGGGUUAAUCUGGGGAAAAUAUACACGAUAGACCAUGUCGUAAUUUACUUCAGGACCGAUAACGUACAGUGGGGAAUAAACAAUGGCUAUACGGCAGUUUUCCUAGGAUUUUAUUUGUACAUUUCGAACACCACCAAUCGUCAUGACGGAAUCCUAUGUCACCACGAUACAAAUUACACAAGAGAAACCAUUCCUGAUCACGUGUCUAUUGAUUGUCCUUGCCAUGGACAAUACGUCAUUUUUUACAAUGAACGUUUGCCCGGAGUUACCUACCCUUCCGGGUAUUCAAACAUGGCUUAUGGUGACCUCUGUGAAGUCGAGGUUUAUGGUUGUCCUAAUCCUGUGGUCGAAGUUCCUCAGUGUUCUAAACCGUGUCCAUCAAACUGUGAAGAAUGUUACCCAGUCACGGGAAUAUGUAUGAAGUGUAAACUUGGUUUUGAAGGCUAUGCUUGUGAAAGAGCCUGUCAAGCGGUGACCGACGUAAAAGUAUCGUUACCAGUUACAAUCGCCGGAUCAGCAUACGAAGCAUUGUUUUCAAGCAAGGGAUAUUCCUUUCCAGAACAGGGACACCACAAUAUGUCUCUUUUUUUGUCAUUAUCUGAACAGUCGACAAACCUUGUAAGCGUGACCCUCACAAUCCAUGGGGCAUCGGUAGUCAGUGUGUACUUGUUGGAUGGGAUAGGCUCUCUAAUCAGGAUGUAUGUCGACGAGUCUAUGGAAUCUGAGGAUGUAAAUGUCACAGUUGUAAACAACAUCAUUGCCGAAGUUCAUUCUAUUAUAAUAGAAGUUGUGUAUUACCAUCAACUUGUCAUCUCUAAAUUGAGGCUGCCACUCCGUAAAUGCUUCAACUAUAUCAAUAGCACGGUAAAUUUCUAG